CGAGGGAAAAAGACUUCCUGGGAGACGAUAAAGAAAAAUUUGGCAUCCGGGGAUCUAGACCAGGUGCGACCCAGGAAGCAGGCAGCCAUGACACAGAAGAGAGGGAUGCCAGGACAACUCCUCGAAGAGAAGGACAAAAGAAGGCGCAACUGGUAACAAAGGAUUCCCAUGGGAUGUCUAUUUACAAGGAAGGGGACAAUCUGAGGAUUUUUCUGAGGGAAUUUGAGGAGUAUGCCUUCAGGAGAUAGUGGAGUACUCGGACCAUGCUUGAACAGGUGGCAGGGAUGGGGGAGUGCAACGAACCAAUAGAACGUAUAGAUGAGAUUGCCUUAGAUUGUCUGGGGUGGAUAUAUUUUAAGGUUGGUGUGUGGGCAAAAUAUGGGGACUUAACAAGAGAUGAGAUCGAAGAUGACAUCAUCUUCGAUGGCACCAACUUGGAGGAUUUCGAGGACAACAUUAACCUUUGCUCAGAGAAAAGGAGGUGGGGUGAAAGAAAGAUGAUGGAGCAAGUGAUGAGGAGGAUAGCACCAAGGGAGUAUGAGGCAAUGAAGAAGAUCAAGGAGGAGUCGGACACCAGGGGGAACUUCCUUGUCAAAAUAAGAAAGGUCUAUCCCUUGGUGAUGCAGAGGCAGAAAAAGAAAGAGAUACUUCAAGAGCAGGGAUUGUGGAUUGGCAAGAGAGGAGAAAGGAAAGAAAGGAGAGCUUAGAUGGAGAAUGUGCGAAAUAUCACAGCUCCUUAGCAGGAGAAUGAUGAGGACAGAGCUCGAGGUGGAAAUGACUCAAUGAAAGAAGACAAAACAGAAGGGGAGGAGCAUGGUGAUAAGGACGUGGAAGGCAGUGGCAAGGCUGAAGAGGUAAAAAAGGAAGACAAGAAGGUGAAGGAAAGAAAGGGAAAGGAGAAGGACAAUGAGAAGGAUGAAAGAGCAGGGUCAUCUGGAGCUGCUGAAGUACCUACUUCCAAUGAACCUCCAAAGGAAUGGGGCACAAAGAGAUAAACAGAGGAAGAGAGGCAGAGAAAACAGAGAGUGGAGGAAUCGGGUUGUGAUCUCGUUAAAAGAAAAUGAGUUGCCCUUAGACGCACCCUGGGGCCAGAAGAUGGAAAGGAUAAUACUCUCUACGACCGUGAUCAGUUCCAAACUAGAAAUUGAUAUAGACAGGUUGAUCCGGUUGCACGAGCUACUCAGGGAAAAUUGUGAGUCAAUCCUUGAGGAUGAGGCAGAAGUGGAUGGCAGGUUGAGAAAAGUGGAAGAAGAAAGGAGAAGGGAAUAAGAAGUUCACAUUCAGAAACUUCAGGAAAGGAUGAAGGAAAAGACAGAGCUACUCACACAGGGAGUAACAAGCCAUGUCCCCGCGAUCCUGGAGGAAAUUCAGAGGUUGAGAGCGAGAGAAGAAAGAAGGGACAUGCAGUGGACAAAGGUGGAAAAGGAGAUGGAAACUUUGAAGGCUGAGAUGGAAAGGGCAAAGAUUAAGCAAGGAAAUCUGGAGGUGAAGGUAGAGGUACUAAGCACUGCUCUUGACAACAAGAGUAAAGAGGCAGAGAUAAAAAAUGUGGAAAGGGAGAGGCUUGAAAAAGAAAUUGGUAAGUUGGAGGCAAAGGUCAGUGAACAACGAAAGGCAAUUGAAACGGAAAAGAGCGAGAGGAAGCUGGAAAAUGGGAAGUAGGAAAAAAAGUGGAAGAAGGUGGAGAAAGCCUUGAAGAAGUCAACAGGGGAUAUUCAGACAAAGGAUAAGAAUGAGGACAGGAAGGAAGACCUGAGAAUGGAAGAAGAAGAGAAGAGACUUGAUGAUAACAACCAGGACAAGGGGUUGAUGGUAGGAGUUGUCACCUUGCCUGAAAAGGAUGAAACAUCACUGACUGAUAACAAAGUGGGACAGGAGAGGAAGAGAUCUUACCUUGAGACAUUAAUUGGGGCUGCGUCACAGGAUAUCCCAUCAUUUGCAAAGAAAUUAAAGGAAGAGGAGAAAAAAAUAUGUUGAUAUUGUAUGAAGGGAGUCCAUAGGAGGGAUGACUGUCCUGGUCUUAAGACAGAUAGGAUAAAGGGUUAGUUAGCCUGGAUGAGAACAACAGACUCAUCGAUAGGAGAGGGAAUCUGAUUAAGAGAACUAAGGAAGGAUUCAGGGUUCAGUUGUAUGAACAGUUGUGACUCACUUUGGAGGAGUAGAAUAAAACGGUUUUGGAAUC
Molecule: messenger RNA, 2182 nt
Organism: Chara braunii
Lineage: Eukaryota; Viridiplantae; Streptophyta; Charophyceae; Charales; Characeae
Source: the annotation of a GenBank genome assembly